Molecule: messenger RNA, 1843 nt
Organism: Dermacentor andersoni
Lineage: Eukaryota; Metazoa; Arthropoda; Arachnida; Ixodida; Ixodidae
Gene: CCT3
Product: chaperonin containing TCP1 subunit 3
Biological process (GO): protein folding
Molecular function (GO): ATP binding; ATP-dependent protein folding chaperone; ATP hydrolysis activity
Source: RefSeq, a predicted model, not a curated record
CUGUCCACUAGUGCACCCACAGUCAAGCCUCCUCCUCCGCUGCGAAACACGCGUGUAGCAGUAAAAAUGAUGGGCCCUGGUCAAGUCCCGAUCCUCGUUCUGAGCCAGAACACCAAACGUGAGUCUGGCAGGAAAGUUCAGAUCGAGAAUGUACGAGCUGCAAAGGCUGUUGCUGAUGUUGUACGCACUUGCUUGGGACCCCGGGCAAUGCUUAAGAUGCUUAUGAAUCCUAUUGGAGGCAUCAUCAUGACGAACGAUGGGAAUGCAAUUCUGCGUGAGAUUACUGUUCAGCACCCAGCUGCCAAAUCUAUGAUUGAGAUCAGCCGCACUCAGGAUGAAGAAGUUGGCGAUGGCACCACAUCUGUCAUCAUACUUGCUGGUGAACUUCUUAGUGCUGCACUGCCAUUCUUGGAACAGAACAUGCACCCAACUGUCAUCAUCAGUGCAUAUCGCCAGGCUCUUGAGGACAUCAUCACCAUUAUGAAGGAUAAAGUCAGUACUCCUGUUGAUGUCAACAAUCCAGAACAAAUGACGGACAUCGUCAAGAGCUGCAUUGGAACAAAGCUCAUCAGCAAAUGGGGUGACCUGGCUUGCAAGAUUGCCAUUGAUGCUGUGAAGACAGUCUGCAUAGAAGAAGGUGGCCGCAAGGAAAUUGACAUUAAACGCUAUGCCAAGGUAGAAAAGAUUCCAGGAGGCGCCAUUGAGGAUUCGUGUGUUCUUCGAGGAGUGAUGCUGAACAAGGAUGUCACUCACCCCAGAAUGAAAAGGAGGAUCGAAAAACCUCGCAUUGUGCUUCUGGAUUGCAACCUCGAGUAUAAGAAGGGAGAGAGCCAGACAAACAUUGAGAUCUCACGGGAGGAGGACUUCACCAAGAUCCUGGAGAUUGAGGAACAGUACAUCCAGCAGAUUUGCUCUGACAUUAUCAAGCUGAAGCCUGAUGUUGUGAUAACAGAAAAGGGCAUUUCUGACUUGGCACAGCACUACCUCAUGAAAGCCGACAUCUCCUGUGUGCGGCGUGUGCGCAAGACUGACAACAACAGGAUAGCCCGUGUGUGUGGAGCAACAAUUGCCAACCGCACUGAUGAACUCCGUGAGGAAGACGUGGGCACGAAGGCUGGCCUCUUUGAGAUCAAGAAGAUCGGUGAAGAGUACUUCUGUUUCAUCACCGAGUGCGAGGACCCCAAGGCGUGCACCAUUCUGCUGCGUGGUGCCUCUAAGGAUGUGCUGCAGGAAGUGGAGCGCAAUCUACAGGAUGCCAUGUGUGUGGCACGCAAUGUUCUUCUUGAACCCCGCCUUGUGCCCGGGGGUGGUGCUGUUGAGAUGGCUGUCGGACAUCUACUUACUGAGAAGAGUAAGAACUUGACAGGAGUGCAGCAGUGGCCAUACCGUGCCCUGGCCAAGGCACUGGAGAUCAUCCCGGCGACCCUCAUCCAGAACUGUGGUGGCAACACCAUUCGCACACUUACUGCCCUCAAGGCAAAGCACGCUGCAGGUGAAGGCGUAAACUGGAGCAUUGAUGGUGAGACGGGCAAUAUCGUGCCAACAGAUGAGCUCAAGGUGUGGGAGCCAAUGGUGGUGAAGUUGCAAGCAUACAAGACUGCCAUUGAGACUGCCAUUCUCCUGUUGAGGAUUGAUGACAUUCUCUCCGGCUCCAAGAAGAAAGGCAAGGGUGAUGGUGACCAGACACCAUCUCAGCCUGCACCCACAGAAGAGUCUAUGAAGGAAUGAGCUCAUUGUCAUCCUUGUUGGCGAGCUCUUAUUUAAUGGUAUACACUACAGGUGUAUUGGCUUUGUUCUUUUGUGUUUUUUUUUUCUUGUACUAAUAAAACGGACCAAAGCAGUU